Messenger RNA from Manacus vitellinus (golden-collared manakin), 1534 nucleotides. Its product is annotated as serpin B6-like. Gene Ontology annotation, biological process: negative regulation of endopeptidase activity. The record is from RefSeq and is a predicted model, not a curated record. NCBI's taxonomy places the organism in Eukaryota, Metazoa, Chordata, Aves, Passeriformes, Pipridae. The transcript is spliced from 8 exons. Gene Ontology annotation, molecular function: serine-type endopeptidase inhibitor activity. Gene Ontology annotation, cellular component: cytoplasm. The coding region runs from base 329 to 1471 and encodes 380 amino acids.
CUUUGGGGGCGGGAAGGUGGCGGUGGUUUUUCUUUGCUAGAAGAGGAUUGCAAAGCUGCCGGGCGGUUAUCCCUCUGUCGGAGGGAGCCGACAAUGAUAUUUUGCAAUUGCUGUAGGAAGACUGUCCUGGAAAUCCCCACGUUGUGGUGCAAACGCCUCCACGUAGGAGUUUGAAAUGGUCUGAAAGGAUGCGGGCAAAUUGGACAGUUGUGCUGACAAGUCAUUCUGCUGACUUCUCCCAGCCCAGCUGUUUAAAACACAGUGUGCACACGUAGGAGGAAGCUGAAGGUACAGCUGAAGAUCUGUAGACUUAGAGAAGGUUGAAACCAUGGCAAGCCUGUGUGCAGCAAAUACCACUUUUGCCCUGGACCUCUUAAGAAAGCUGUGUGAGAAGAAAAGUGGUCAGAAUGUAUUCUUUUCCCCUUUUAGUAUUUCUUCUGCUUUGUCUAUGAUUUUGCUGGGUUCAAAAGGUAACACCGAAGCUCAAAUAACAAAGGUGCUUUCUCUGAACAAAGCUGAGGAUGCUCACAAUGGGUAUCAAUCCCUUCUCUCUGAAAUUAACGAUCCAAACACCAAAUACAUCCUGAGAACUGCAAACCGGCUUUAUGGGGAAAAGACAUUUGAGUUUCUCUCAUCAUUUCUAGAGUCGAGUCAGAAAUCCUACCACGCUGGACUGGAACCGACUGACUUCAUGAACGCUUGGGAGGAUUCCAGAAAACGAAUCAAUGGCUGGGUAGAGGAAAGGACUGAAGGUAAAAUUCAGAACCUGUUGGCAGAGGGGCUUCUUGAUUCCCUGACCAGACUUGUGUUGGUGAAUGCCAUCUAUUUCAAAGGCAACUGGGAAAAGCAGUUCAACAAAUUGGGAACCACAGAAAGGCCAUUUCAUAUUAACAAGAACGAGACCAAGCCUGUGCAGAUGAUGUUCAAGACAGAUAUAUUUAACAUGACCUAUAUUGGAAACUUGCAGACCAAAAUCCUUGAGCUGCCCUAUGCUGGUAAUGAACUCAGCAUGAUCAUCCUGCUCCCUGAUGCAAUCCAGGAUGGAUCCACGGGCUUGGAAAGACUGGAAAGAGAACUUACAUAUGAGAAGCUGAGAGACUGGAUCAGUCCUGAAAUGAUGGGCUCUACAGAGGUGAGGGUGUCUUUACCCAGAUUUAAACUGGAAGAAGAUUAUGAUCUGAAACCCAUUCUGAGCUGCAUGGGAAUGCCUGAUGCAUUUGACUCAGGGAAGGCAGACUUCUCGGGAAUGUCAUCUGGCAAUGAGCUGGUGCUCUCUGAAGUGGUUCACAAGUCCUUUGUGGAAGUCAACGAAGAAGGCACUGAAGCAGCUGCUGCCACAGCGGCAGUAAUGAUGUUCACGACCAGUGUAAGGAUCGUUCCGGAUUUCACUGCUGAUCAUCCCUUCCUCUUCUUUAUCCGGCACAACAAAUCUUCCAGCAUUUUGUUCUGUGGCAGGUUUUGCUCUCCCUGAAGAGGAGAUGUCUUGGCAGGAUAGGGGCCAUUACACAAUAAAGAUUUCUCUAGAAUAGGGUGA